Messenger RNA from Magallana angulata, 2114 nucleotides. Its product is annotated as neuronal acetylcholine receptor subunit alpha-6-like. Gene Ontology annotation, biological process: monoatomic ion transmembrane transport. Gene Ontology annotation, cellular component: membrane. The transcript has a single exon. Lineage: Eukaryota; Metazoa; Mollusca; Bivalvia; Ostreida; Ostreidae. Bases 110 to 1375 code for a protein of 421 amino acids. Gene Ontology annotation, molecular function: extracellular ligand-gated monoatomic ion channel activity; transmembrane signaling receptor activity. The record is from RefSeq and is a predicted model, not a curated record.
AGAACGAUUAUUAUGUUUAAAAAUAUGCAUUAGUCCUGUUUUAUGAGUUCUAUGUCAAUGACGUGAUUUUUGGUGUACAGCGGUUCCUUUUGCACAGUGUCUUUUCAUUAUGUUCUUAGUCAUGGACGUUAUAACUGCCCUGUCGUUUUUAUGUCUUUGGAUACCGUGCCAGAUGUACACCUUCACAAACGAACAGAACUUGCAUACGGCUUUGUUUCCGACCAGUUACGACCGUAAUCUGCGACCAGGAGACGAUAGAUCUACACCACUUCAAGUGAACAUAACGUUUUAUUUCAAGAGCAUCAAGGAGUUUGACGAAUCCAUCAGCAAAUUUUCUAUCACGGGGGCUCUAGGUGUCCACUGGCUAGAUCACCGCCUAACCUGGACCCCCGCCUCGUACGGCGGAGACCUGCAGACCACUUUAGUACCCCAGAAAAAAGUAUGGAUGCCAUUUCUUGUCAACAUGCUUAUGUAUGAUCCUUUAGUAGAAGUUGGACAUAGCGACAUGAAUGUGAGACUUGACAGUAAUGGCCACAUUUCCUGGGUUGCACCAAACAUAUUCGAGAGCACAUGUGACGCCGACCUCUCGUACUAUCCUUUCGAUCUCCAGACUUGUUCUUUGCGGUUUUAUCUACCUGGAUACCUACAGACGGAGGUCUUGUUAGUUCCCAUUCGUUCGACAAUGGCAACGUCAGAGUACUCUCAAAAUGCUCUUUGGGACGUAGUUGAGACUCAAAUAUACUCCGAAACAAAUACCAUGAACCUACAGGAGAUUGUGAUGUCCGUGAAAAUGAAACGGCGAUCUGUUUAUUAUAUUUCUAGUUUGGUAUUGCCUGUUGCAUUACUUUCCUUCCUUCAACUGUUUGCCUUUUUGAUGCCACCGUGUUGUGGUGAGCGUGUCGGGUUUGUGACGACAGUCCUUCUUGCCGUCGCUGUCUAUCUGACACUCAUUCAAGAAAAGCUCCCCGAGGGAUCGGAACCCAGCGUGGCCUAUCUCAGUUACAAACUUCUGGGAGACUUCAUGGUGGGAGUUGUUAUGACUGUGGGAGUUAUAAUAGGACUGAGAUUCUAUAGCAGGGAAGACAACGUGGAAAUUCCAAAUUACUUGCAGAGGUUUCACAAAAUGAUUCUCGGUGGGAAAUUUUGCUUGAAAAGAGAGAAGCGGAAAGUGGCAUGGACCGACAGCAAUGUUGCCAUGAAUAAUAAAGUGGAGGAUAAAGAUACUUAUGACGAUGAUAAAGACAACGAAUCGAGUCCGUCCUUGACCUGGAAAGAUAUUGGCCAAGCUACUGACCGCUUCUGUGUGGUUAUGUUUGGAUUUAUGCUGAUCAAUUGCAAUCUUGUGUAUAUAAUUGUCAUAUCUGUAAUUCAUUAGAAAUCGAAACUAUAUAUUCUAAUUUAGAAUAUAUAAUCCCUGGACUACAUGGAGAUUCAGACAAUUGAAUUAUAUAAGAAUUUCGGGAAACCAUACGAUUUCGUCAAUUAUCAGGAAUUUAAGAUCAAUACACAUUUUAAAGCUCAUUUUUUAAGCAGCUGUAAGGUUUUAAAUCAAAUGAAGGCCUUGAUGAAAAAAGAAUAAUCACCAUAUAUUUUUUGCUAUCAAAAACGGACGUAUUUUAUUUGGAACAAAAUGGCUUCGUUUUAAAUUACAAAGGAGAAUUAGAUUGCAGUUAAGUUGCUAUAAUACAGAACACUCAAAAUUUGAAGAGUCAUUUGCCUAUAAAAGUGUAUUGCAGAAAGUCGUGCCAUUAGUUAAAAAAGUUUAAGACUUUAAAAGAGGGUUUUUGUAUUGUGUGAAACGGAUUUUGUUUGCUAUUCAGAUUAUUCAUCAUUACAUUGACUGCUUCUAAAAUCAUUGAAAAAUUUUAUUACCGUGAAUGGGGAAACUUUAUGCUCAUGUCAACGAAAUCGAAACUUUCUUUUCUUUUCAAUGACAGGGUAUCUUAAACAUGUAUUGAAAUACAACGUGAAAGCUUAGAAAUUGACAAUGAAGUUGUUUUCAACUUGAUGUUUUAUUUUAACGUUCAGGAUUAUUUUCCCGAAGGCUGAGUAGACCCCAAAGACCAUUAACGUGUAAUGAGGAAGACAAUAAAGAACAAUCUGGAAAAUUGUUU